ACUGUUGAUUUCGUCGGUUUUGAGAAGUGAAUUUUAAACUGCGAUAACCGCCAUCUAGCGUCUCUCAAUCAAUCCCGACCUUUCCCGACACAACAAUUACAGUGUUCGACUUGUUGAGAAUUUGAAUUCCUGUGAAUUCCGAUUGUUGGAUUUUUUUGUUUAUUGCAAUUAUGCUGAAUGACAGUGAGAGGCUCUCGGCCGGUAUGCAACAAAAUGGCGUCGUCCAGCCUCUCCUCACUGAUCUUUAUCAGAUUACUAUGGCCUAUGCUUACUGGAAAGGCGGCAAAAUGGAUGAUUUCACUACUUUUGAUUUGUUCUUCCGGAAAAAUCCAUUCAGGGGGGAGUUCACCAUUUUUGCAGGACUGGGGGAAUGUCUGAAGUUCAUGGAAAAGUUUCGAUAUUCUGACAGUGAUAUUGAAUACUUGAAGACAACAAUGCCGGAGUCUGUGGAGCCCGAGUUUUUUGAGUACCUGAAGAAUUUAACGCCGGUCGAUGUUACUAUUUAUGCUAUUGAAGAAGGAUCUGUCGUAUUUCCCAGAGUGCCUUUGAUGAAGGUGGAAGGGCCUCUGAUAAUGGUGCAACUGCUGGAAACAACCCUUCUAACUCUCGUAAAUUACGCGAGUCUAAUGGCAACAAAUGCAGCAAGAUAUCGCAUGGUAGCUGGUAAUAAUGUAUCGCUUCUCGAAUUCGGUCUACGUCGUGCACAAGGUCCUGACGGUGGCCUGAGUGCCUCAAGGUACAGCUACAUAGGUGGUUUCGAUGGAACAAGCAACAUUCUCGCUGGUAAACUCUUCGACAUCCCAGUGCGAGGAACUCACGCUCAUGCCUACAUCAGCUCUUUCGCUGGAAUUGAUGAAUUGAAGCUCAGAACUCUAAGGCAUAAAGAUAGCGGUGAGGAGUUCAAUCUCCUUGACCUUGCGUGCCAGUAUCGUGAGGCAAUAGCUUCUGAUCUCGAAGCACUAGUAAUGGAGGCAUCUGACAGUGAACUUGCAGCUCUCGUAAGCUUUGCAAUUGCCUUUCCAGACGGUUUUAUGGCACUCGUCGAUACUUACGACGUCAAAAGCAUAAAAUCAUCGAUCGAACGGCAGGUACGCAUAAGCAGCUCAAAACUUAAUUCUAAUGACACUAAAACCGAGACCACGGUCAGUGUUAGUGAUGGAAAUAACUUGAAUUAUGAGACGAUUAAAUCAGAAUCCCACAAGAAUGACUUUAAUGUCAUGCAACAAGACUGGCCCCACAAGAGCCUCACAAGAACACCGUCACACAACACUGAUUAUUUAAAACCAGGCGAAUUGGGCGAGCUCUGUGUGAGGAGUGGAUUAUUGAAUUUCUGUGCCGUGGCCCUGGCUCUCUCCGACUUGGGCUACAAGGCAGUUGGUAUCAGAAUCGACAGUGGAGAUCUUGCCUAUCUUAGUCAGUUAUCGAGAGAGACCUUCCGUAAGCUUGCCGACAAGUUCAAUCUACCGUGGUUUGCAAAAUUAACGAUAGUUGCCUCUAAUGACAUCAACGAAGAGACAAUAAUCAGCCUAAAUGAGCAGAAUCACCAGAUCGAUUGCUUCGGGGUCGGAACCCAUCUGGUGACAUGCCAGAGACAACCGGCUCUUGGUUGCGUGUACAAAAUGGUGGAAAUUAACGAUCAACCGAGAAUAAAACUUAGUCAGGAAGUUGAUAAGGUUACGAUACCCGGAAGAAAAAAUGCUUACAGGCUUUAUGGGGCUGAUGGGCAUGCCUUGAUCGAUCUUCUGCAAAGAUCGACUGAGCCUGCACCACAAGUCGGAAGGAGGGUGUUGUGCAGGCAUCCGUUUCAGGAAUCCAAGAGAGCUUAUGUCAUUCCUACCAGAGUUGAGACCUUACACAGGGUAUACUGGAAUAAAGGACAAGUGGUGCUCCCAAUUCCCACUUUGCAGAAGGCAAGAAACCGAGUUCAGGAAUCCCUGAAGACCUUGAGAACUGAUAUCAAACGCAGCUUGAAUCCGACUCCAUACAAGGUAGCUGUCAGCGACGACUUAUACACUUACAUUCAUGAUCUCUGGGUUCAAAAUGCCCCAAUCGGUGAGCUAUCAUGAAAAAACUGUCGAGUCGAAGCUAUGGAAGACUUCAAACUCACGAAACUUAUCAAAUUGGAGAAAUAGUCGAUAUGAUGUAAAAAAUCUGACGACAUGAAUAUCUCCAAUUAUUUUCUAUGUUCCAUUUCAAUGGACAAGUUUGAUAUUUUGAGAGCCGAAGUAUAUGUGGUACCUUGUUAAAACGACGAACUAAUGGCGAAAGUGCAAAAUGUAUGUGAAAAUUAGAAAUUGAAAACGAAACUUAGAUAAUCAAGUCAGUUCUAAAUGCAUAAUUAUUGUGAAUCAAAGUUGCCAGAGAUGAAAAAUUUUUCUGGUAUAAAAAAAUAUUUUGAGGGCUAGCAGAAUGUGAUUAAUCAUAAUAGAGGUUCAACUAAACGAGAGACAGAUUUUUCUAUAUAGAGGCUUUAUCGAGGUUCAAAUCAAAUACAUAUUUAUGCUGCGUAUGUAGAGAUGUGUAUUUACAAGCACCAAUGCAUGAUAAAAUUACGGUACAAAGAAUAAAAGAAUUUUUAGAUACAAUCGAUUAACACUUCUGUAUUCUAUCGAGUAUUGAGUUCUAUAAGAUGGAGUAGUGAAGAUUAUCGAAAUGUGUUAUUGGUAGCUCAAACAUUGGAAUGGGAAUGACACCAAAAAAUCCAUAGGCAUAAAUAGAAAUAAAUAUUUUUAUUGACGGGAUAACAGGCAGCUAUUGAUUGGGUAAUCAAUGGUUAAUGUACAUGCCAUUUUGUUUUUGUUAUUGAUACAAUAUUUGUUAAUCUUUUUAUGUGCUUUUAAUACAUAAUAAACUGUUUUUCUCGUCUUA
Molecule: messenger RNA, 2868 nt
Organism: Diachasmimorpha longicaudata
Lineage: Eukaryota; Metazoa; Arthropoda; Insecta; Hymenoptera; Braconidae
Gene: Naprt
Product: nicotinate phosphoribosyltransferase
Exons: 10
Coding region: 171-2066 (631 amino acids)
Biological process (GO): NAD+ biosynthetic process via the salvage pathway
Cellular component (GO): cytosol
Molecular function (GO): nicotinate phosphoribosyltransferase activity
Source: RefSeq, a predicted model, not a curated record